AUGCGACUUUGCGGGGGGAUCUUCGGCAGCCUUCGCGCUGGACGACAGCUGCAGUCUGUCCACUUGCAUAAGCGAACUGUACUGACCGAGAGCUACGUGCGUGGUCCAUUGGAUCCGCCCUUGCUUCAGUCAACCGUCGGCGAUCACUUUGCGAAAAUCGUGGCCCAACAUGGAGAUCGAACAGCUGUUAUCUCGAAACACCAGAACGAUCGAGUAACCUAUGCCUCCCUUGAUGCCAGAAGUAACGCACUUGCUCGGGGCUUGGAGUCGGUUGGCGUGAGAAAGGGUGAAAGAGUAGGCGUGAUGCUCGGAAACUCGAUGGAAUACGCAGUGGCAACAUAUGCACUGUUCAAGCUCGGGGCGAUCCUGGUUCCACUUAACCCGUCAUUUAAUUCGACGCAGGUUGUCUCUGCCUUGAGCCACCUCGAAUCCAGUCAUCUCAUCAUCAGCGCCGAGUCCAACCUACCUCGCAAGGAGCCCCGCAGCAAUAUCGCUCUCCUGAAGCAUAUGGUCGAAGAUCUCUCCAGCUCGAGACUCCAAUCGGCCCUCAUCCCAUCCCUCGAGCAAGUUAUACUGGUCAACAAUUCCGGUGGUCGUGUAGACAUUUCUUCUUACAAAAGUCUCACACCCUUCUCCUCCGUCAUGUCCCAGCUACCCGGAGACGGCCGUCCCCUGCCCGAACAAAAUCUCUCUCCACAGGAUAUCGUCAAUAUCCAAUUCACAUCCGGAACAACUGCUAUGCCAAAGGCAGCUUGCCUGAGCCACCAUUCUAUUCUGAACAAUGGUUCUCAGAUCGGCGAUCGUAUGCUGCUUACACCAAACGAUGUGAUCUGCUGCCCACCUCCAAUGUUUCAUUGCUUCGGCUCUAUCUUGGGCUUCAUGGCAACAGCAACGCAUGGAUCGGCGCUCGUUUUCCCGAGUGAGUCAUUCAAUGCUCGCGCAGCACUCCAAUCCGUACAAGAAGAGAGGUGCACUGCACUCUACGGUGUCCCCACUAUGUUCCUCGAAGAACUUGGGCUCAUCGCCUCGGGAGAAGUCUCAGAAAAUGGCUUCCAACACCUACGUACAGGCAUUGCAGCUGGAAGCAGCAUUCCCGCUGAAUUGAUGAAGAAGCUACACCGGAUCCUGAACCUGACCGAGCUGACAAUUUGCUACGGCAUGACGGAGACAAGCCCUGUGUCUGCUAUGACGACUACGGAUGAUCCGAUCGACAAGAGAAUCAGCACUGUCGGACGAUUGAUGCCACAUGUGGAGGCUAAGGUCGUAAAUCCAGAAAAUAAGUCCCAGGUCCUUCCUAUUGAGACUCGUGGUGAGCUCGCGGUCAGUGGUUACCUUCUGAUGAAGGAGUACUGGGGAGAUCCCAAACGAACCGCCGAAGUGAUGAUUCCAGACGCAUCCGGGAAGAUGUGGAUGCAUACCGGAGAUGAAGCGUCUAUUACAGAGGACGGCUAUAUCACGAUCACUGGCCGCAUCAAAGACCUAAUUAUCCGGGGUGGAGAAAACAUCCAUCCCCUGGAGAUCGAAAAUUGUCUCCUGGCCCAUUCUGGUGUCGCCGAUGUUUCUGUCGUCGGUGUACCAGACGAACGAUAUGGAGAAGUGGUCGCCGCGUUCGUCGCCCCAGAGCAAGGCAUCAAGCAGGUUACUGUCGAAGAAAUACAGCAGUGGGUGCGUGGGGAGCUUAGCAACCAUCUGGUUCCCAGAUAUGUCUUCUUCCUCGGUCCCUCGGACACAUUCCCUAAGACUGCUAGCGGCAAGAUUCAGAAAUUUAAGCUCCGAGAACAGGCCAUCGAGCUACUCGCCAGUGCUUGA
Messenger RNA from Penicillium argentinense, 1809 nucleotides. RefSeq lists its product as uncharacterized. The coding region runs from base 1 to 1809 and encodes 602 amino acids. Gene Ontology annotation, biological process: fatty acid metabolic process. The transcript has 7 exons. The record is from RefSeq and is a predicted model, not a curated record. Gene Ontology annotation, molecular function: medium-chain fatty acid-CoA ligase activity. NCBI's taxonomy places the organism in Eukaryota, Fungi, Ascomycota, Eurotiomycetes, Eurotiales, Aspergillaceae.